CGCCCGCACACCUCCUGGUCCCCUCACCCCAGGGGCAGCCCCGGCCAGGAGUCCCGCUCCUUCCGGGGGCACCCAGACCCCAUGACACAGAGAUGACAGCGUCCUCAGGCUCCCCAGGCGCCUCGAGUCCAGCACAGCGGCAGACUGAGGUCCUCGCGCACGCCCACUGGUCCCACCGCCCGCUUCCCCCUUGUCUGAGGGCCAUUAGCCCCGGACCAGAGAACACAGGGGUCCUGGAGCCCCCCGAAGCUGGCCCACAUCCACCCCUCUGCGUCCUGUGGGCCCCACCGCACAUCCCAGGUCUGCCCACACCUCCUGCUGGGCUCCACCCCUGCCAGGCUCUCCCGUCCUCAGUCCUCCAUCUUCACCGUCCCCAGUGUCCUCACUGUCCCCAUGUCUCCACUGUCCCCACCAGCCCCAGGUCCCCACUGCUCCCAUGUUCCUAUUGUACCCAUUGUAGCCAUGUCCUCACUGUCCCCAUGUCCCCAUCAUCCCCAUGUCCUUAUCAUCCCCAUGUCCCCACUAUCCCCACUGUCCCCUUGUCCCCACUGUCCCCCUGUCCCACUGCCUCCGUGUCUCCACAGUCCCCAUGUCCCCAAUGUCCCUGCCAUCUGCUCUCCCACUGUCCCCGGGGCCCUCCCAGAAUGCCACCCUUCUCUUGUCUCUUGGCGCGGCUCUGUGCGUCCUCCCUCCCCCACGGCAGGUGGAUUUCGCAGACACACACGUGACAGGCUUGCUGCCCAGCCUGCAUCCUGCACAAGCUGGAUCGGCCACAUCAGGUCCUCAUCAAAGUCUCUCAUCUGACCCCUGACACCCUGCUCUAUGUCACCCCAGACACUCAGUUCUCUUUCUGUUCCUCAGACUCUCCCUCCCCCACCUCCAGCCUCCACCUGCAGCGUCCUCACCCGCCCCCUGCGGUAACUCCUGCCCGGCUCCUCCUCACCUGACGGCCGCAAAUGUCUCCCUCCUUAUAGGGCAGGGACCUUGUCGCAGGUCUGUCUGGCGUCAAGGUCUUUCUCCUCACUCCAUGCCACCUCCCCAAACUGCCGCACCUGAUAGAGAACAUCUUGGCGGCGUGUUCCUUUCUCACAGAAACGCAGUCUUUGUGGAGUCUAGACCAAGGUCUUGUGGUGGCCCCAGGGCAUCACCAGGCCUGCAGGCCCCUUCUCUGCUCCGAGGUUCAGAGCAUGGCCGCCGGCACCAGGGUCACCUCUUAACCCAACAUGGCUGCUAGGGCUCCCGCCAUUGCGUGUGCUUGUGGACUGGAAGGCAGAGAAAGGCAGAAAUAAGGAAAAGGCCCUUCAGGCUUCACUGCCGCCCUCUACAGUGCCGUCCUGGGGUUCCCACCAACCAGCCUCCUUCCGUGUUAUCUCAUGGCCACGGUCACACAGCCCCAGGAGCCGAUCCAGAGCCCGGGUGCUGCCUCCUGUUCCAUGAGGCUGAACAGUGCUGGCCUGUGUGGCACAGAUGGAGAGCCCAGAUGGGGCAGAGCCAGCUGCGUGACUCCCUCCCUCUUCACACCGAGGGAAAGGCUCUUCCUCAUCACGGACCCUGAGCGCCAGCUCUGUUCCCUCCUAGGGGCCCUGCCCAGACCCACCAUCUGGGCGGAGCCAGCCUCUGUGGUCCCCUGGGGCCAGCCCGUGACCAUCGGCUGCGGAGGCCCUGCGGAGGCUGAGAUUUUCCACCUGGAGAAGGAGGGCAGACCCUCGUAUCAGGGUAUGAGGAACCACCUGCACGGGACGGAGGCCAGAUUCCCCAUCGGGGCAGCAGGGGAAGACACGGCUGGACUCUAUCACUGCGCCUACUACCAAGGUUUCACCUGGUCUGAGAGCAGCGACACGCUGGAGCUCAUGGUGACGGCCCCUCCGUCCCCCAAUUACAGGGUGGGGAACUGCGUCCGCCUGAGCCUGGCCGGUGUGGUCUUGCUGAUCCUGGUGCUGAUUCUGGCAGAAGCGUGGUACAGCCAGAGCAGGUCCCAACAGAGACUGCAGGGAAGGAAGCAAGAGGUCACCCAGCAGAGACUAGACCCCCAGGUCCCAGGAGGGACAUCCCCUGACCUUUGAGGUGCAGGCUGAGGAGACCCAGUGCCGUCCACGUACUGUGUGCACAGAGAGGCUGUUCUGGCCGACCCAGAACUGCCAGGGCUGAUGUCCAUCCCUGCUCACAUCUAAAUGUUUGGCGAUCUCAGCACCUGAGGGCUCCAGGGUGUAACUCCCCACCUCUCUGGAGCCCGGCACUCCCAGGGGUCCUCUGGGAACUAGGCCCCAGGCUCUCACUGACACCUGUCACCUAUCUCGCUUAGGGAGACCCCCAAGUGCACCUGCCCGGGGUCUCCACACAGCCCGGUUCUUCUCGUCCUGGAUGAUCUCUGCCUUCCUCCGCCUGCCGGCUGCUCCUGGGCCCUGUGGUGCAGGAUUACGGGGCCAGGGAAGGACAUGCAAAUCAAGGCCCCGCUGAGAGAGUCCCGCAGGCUCACGGAGCUUUACGUAUUUAGAGCGUUGUUAGAAGAAACGAACAGGUGCUGGGUGGACGUGGGAACCCUAACUGAGGGGUGCGGCGCGUGUAAACCGGCUGGCAGUUCCCUGGAAAGUGAACACAGGGGCGCCUGGCUGGCUCAGUCGGUUGAGCUUCCAACUUCGGCUCAGAUCAUGAUAUCACGGCUCGCGGGU
Suricata suricatta (meerkat) is the source of this 2669-nucleotide messenger RNA. RefSeq names its product leukocyte-associated immunoglobulin-like receptor 2. Bases 1374 to 2063 code for a protein of 229 amino acids. The record is from RefSeq and is a predicted model, not a curated record. NCBI's taxonomy places the organism in Eukaryota, Metazoa, Chordata, Mammalia, Carnivora, Herpestidae. The transcript is spliced from 2 exons.